Molecule: messenger RNA, 2915 nt
Organism: Hevea brasiliensis (rubber tree)
Lineage: Eukaryota; Viridiplantae; Streptophyta; Magnoliopsida; Malpighiales; Euphorbiaceae
Product: cuscuta receptor 1
Exons: 2
Coding region: 983-2818 (611 amino acids)
Molecular function (GO): protein binding
Source: RefSeq, a predicted model, not a curated record
GAUCUACGGAUUCUUUGCAUUUAUAGGUUCAUGUUUUAUUAAUAUAAUUUAUUCUAAUUAAUUCAUUAUUUUUUCAAUGAUCCUACUUCAUUGUUUAUAUUAAAAUAUAAUAUAUAAUUAUAUAUAAAUAUGUACCAGUGACAUAAAUUUUUUAAAAAUUAAUUUGAUACCAUUUGUAAUAUAUUAUAAUGUAAUAUACUUUUGCUGCAAGAAAUUUGACAUUUGAUGACGUAAGAAUUAUCGCCGAAAACAUAUAUUUCGUCAUUAAACGUCUUUAGUGACCAAAAUAUUUUAUAAAAAUGUUUUUUCAAAAUUGUUAAUAUGAUAAUUAUAUUUUUAUAGUUAUGUAUAAAUUAUUUAUAAAUUACAUAGAAUCAAUUGUGUUGUAUAUGAAAAAUAAAUUAUUUAAAUUAAAAAUAAUUAUUUUUAAAAUUUAAAUUAUGAUUUUUAAAAAUUUUGAUUAAAAAUGAUAAAAACACAUGUGUUAAAAAUAAAAAUUUCAAAGGGAUGAUUUUUUUUUUCACAAAAUAAAUACAUAAUAUGUUAAGAAACUUAUGUUAUUUAUAUUAUACUCUCACUUGCAAAAAUAAGCAUGCUUUAUCUAAAUGGUAUUACUAUAAAUCCUAUAUCUAAGAUGGAAUAAUUUAAAAAAGGACAACACUUGGUCAAGUAAGUUGUAGUUCACGCUAAUUACAUUUCUCUUACCCUUAACGUUUAUUUUUCAGAUACAUUUCUCUAAUUAUAUUUUUGUGUUAAUUUUUACCAAGCAAUUGAUUUUGCUCCUCUUUUAUUUAUUUUGCUAAUAUCUCCCUUUUAUAGAAAAUAAUAUUUGAUAUUAGCCAAAUCAAAUACUAAAUAUAUUUUUCCCUAUUUCAUAUGUUUAUGUGUGUGUGUGAUAGGCUUGCCUCAUCUAAAGGAUUUGGAAUAUCUAGAAUUGGAUGACUCUAUCAUCAACAACAACAUUCUACAAUCAAUUGGAGUAAUGUCUUCUCUUAAGAAAUUAUCAUUGCGUUACUGUGAACUUAAUGACACAACGUUUUUAAACCAAGGUGUGUGUAAACUAAAACAACUCCAAGAGUUAGACAUUUCCCAUAAUGAAAUCAGUGGUAGCUUGCCUUCAUGUCUUGCCAACUUGACAUCUCUUCAAUUUUUGUCUCUCUCUUCCAAUAAUUUCAUCGGAAACAUCUCUUUAUCUCCACUUAGAGAUUUAACAAACCUCGAGGAUCUAGAGCUCUCAGACAAUCUUUUCCAAAUCCCAAUCUCAUUGAGUCCAUUUUUCAACCAUUCAAAACUCAAAUUCUUUGAAAAUGUGGGUACAAAUAAAAUAUAUGUAGAAACAAAUGAUCAAAAUUUGACCCCAAAGUUUCAAUUAGAUCAUCUCUCUCUCUCUGGUUAUGCAUGCGGUGGAGUAUUCCCCAAAUUCCUCUAUCAUCAACACAAUCUACAAUAUGUUGAUCUCUCAAGCUUGAAAAUGGGAGGAGGGUUUCCAUAUUGGUUGUUAGAAAACAACACAAAACUAGAAAGCCUUUUUUUAAAAAACAAUUCCCUUUCAGGACUUCUUCAAUUACCACAUCAUUCUCAUAUGAAUUUGUCAGAGUUAGAUAUCUCAGAUAAUUUCUUCCAUGGCAAUAUUCCACUGCAGAUAGGAACAUAUUUGCCGAGAUUGAGACAUAUGGACUUGUCUUCAAAUGGUUUCAAUGGUAGCAUUCCCUCUUCAUUUGGAAAUAUGAGCUUAUUGCGAAGCUUAUACUUAUCCAAUAACAGAUUGUCGGGUACUAUACCUAAGCACUUAACCAUGGAUUGUGUCUCAUUAAGAGAAGUUUAUUUGUCUAAAAAUCAGCUGCAAGGAUCAUUGAAACAUGCAUUUUGUGAUUGCCCUGAAUUGGUUGUGCUAGAUCUUAGCCAUAACAACAUGACUGGAAGCAUUCCAUCCGGGAUUGGAAGAUUUUCUCAAUUGAGCUAUAUGAUCUUGGGUCAUAAUAACAUUGAAGGGGAAAUCCCAAUUCAAUUAUGCAAUUUGACUCAAUUAAGUUUGAUUGAUCUUUCACAUAACAAUCUCUCUGGUCAUAUUCUCCCUUGUCUAGGAUCUACAAGUAAUUCAUAUAUGCAAGCAAAUAACAAAGAUAUUCAUCCUAUGGAUGAAGCUUUAGAGUUUACAACAAAGAGUAGAUCCUAUUCUUACAAAAAAGGUAUGCUAUCUUAUAUGUCUGGAAUUGAUCUCUCAUGCAACAAUUUGACAGGCCAAAUUCCUAUCCAGAUUGGAAACCUCAAUGAGAUCCAUGCACUAAAUUUGUCCCAUAACAAUUUGAUAGGAAGAAUCCCAGCAUCAUUUUCCAACUUAAGCCAAGUUGAGAGCUUGGAUCUUUCAUACAACAACUUGCAAGGCCACAUCCCUUCCCAACUUACUGAGUUAAAUUUUUUGGAAGUUUUCAAUGUGUCAUACAAUAAUUUAUCUGGCAGAACACCUGAAAGGGUUGCUCAAUUUGCAACAUUUGAUGAAAGUAGCUAUCGAGGUAACCCUCUUCUUUAUGGAUGGCCAAUGCAAAAGGAUUGUAUUGUAAUGGUGUCUCCUCCAUCAACUUCAAGAAGUUCAAUUGACGAUGAAAAAAAUAUUUUUUUCAUGGAUAUGGGUGUUUUCUAUGUGAGUUUUGGGGUGGCUUACAUUAUGGUCUUAUUGGCAAUUGCCACAGUUCUAUUCAUAAAUCCAUAUUGGCGACAAGUUUGGUUUUACUUCAUUCAGAUUAGUAUAGACAAUUGCUAUUAUUUUAUAGUAGACAAUUUUGCUUUUUUAUCCAAGCUUAAAUUAUUUUGUAGAUAAAUGUAUUAUGUAUUUAUGUAUCUUUUUAUUAACCUCGACUUUGAGAUUGAAACUCAAACAGUCAUAUUAAUCAAUGGAUAUUUUAUACGUUCAUGUA